Molecule: messenger RNA, 1796 nt
Organism: Porites lobata
Lineage: Eukaryota; Metazoa; Cnidaria; Anthozoa; Scleractinia; Poritidae
Source: the annotation of a GenBank genome assembly
AUGUCGAAGAAAAGCGACAAGAAGAAGGGGCGUUCUGCCAUCAAUGAAGUUGUAACUCGUGAAUACACAAUAAACGUACACAAGAGGAUCCAUGGCAUGUAAGACUCGCGUUUUCUGGCAGUUUUUGCUAAUAAUAGUAGAAUAAAAUUUUUUGACCCAUUCAAGGUCGAGGACCUUUUUUGAAGUCUAAUCUCGUGGAUUUUUUAAAAUUUCAAAGGUUAAAAUUUCCACAAUUUUACACCACAGGCAAAGCAGUCUGUACUUCAACGUCUAUAACCCUUUUUAUAGUUGAAGCAAAAUCGUUGUUUUUCGAUGUCUCAAGUCAGAUGAUUGAUGGAUCCAUUGUAUCACAAAAUUUAAGAAAAAUAUAAAGAAUUAAAUAAAAUCUGUAACGAGCUUCUGUUGUGGUUAUUCGGGUUUAUAAUAAUACUUUCCUUGAAAAGACGAGGGUUUUUUUGUGCGAGGGCAGGUAAUUAACUUUGUGCCUCACAUAUGCGGCUGAGAUCAUGUCUAAUGGUUCUACCUGUGGUAAAAGUUAUACAUGUGUUGUUAGUAUGAGUUUUACAUGACCUCAUAUUCUCGGAUGUUUACAAAAUUUCUGCAAAGCCUUUACAUUCUCGAUGCAUACAUUGAAUUUUCUGUUGUUGUCUAUUCCUGUUCACUAUUUGCAUAUAAAAUAAGAGUAUUGCAUGCAUAUUAAAAUGCAAAAUGCUUUUAACAGUGGAUUCAAGAGACGAGCUCCAAGGGCUAUCAAGGAAAUAAAGAAGUUUGCGGAAAAGAUGAUGGGGACCCCAGAUGUCCGUGUAGACACCAACUUGAACAAACAUGUGUGGUCUAAGGGUAUCAGGUGUGUUUUCUUUACUGCUACGACCAAAAUCACUCAACGGUUAGAUCCCCCGAAAGAAGAGUAUGAGAGUAUGGGUUCACAGAUUUGAGUCCAGCUACAUUGAAAGGUUCAUGAAUUUUAAAAAAUCAAGUCAUCUUGUAUUUAAGAAAACAUGCUGACUUUACUGUUAUCUAACCUAAAAGGCCACUGUAUUUCCCACUAGAAUUGAUUGAGAACAAACUUCCACGUAUGACCACCUCUCACAACAUCCUCGGAGAUUCGGGGAUGGUCAGUCAGGUCAGGAAAAACAUUGAUGAAAGUUUUUAAGGAUGGGCAAGACAGGUUUCUGAAAGUGACCUUCUCCUUUGAGGGACCUCCAAACAUUGGCAUUUGAGGUGCAUGCUUAAAGGCACUUAUAGGAUUGGUUGGGGAAACAAUCAAGCAAACAAAGUUGACAAUGGAACUUAAUCCGAAAACAAAAGAGCUGCAACAUACAGGGGUUCAAUGGAAUAGGAGGGUUUUUUAAAGUGGUGUGACACCUCUGCAUUCUUGGGGAAGUUUUUGAGUGAUUUUACUAAACCUAUGAAAUAGGUAGUAGAAUACCUUGUACCAUGAUGCACUAAUUCUAUUGUCUUCUUUUGUUUAUUUAUAGCUAUUUUGCACUAGUUGUUAUAAUCUGUUUCACAGAUCAAGUAAAAUCACUCUAUUUUAGCUCGUGUCUGUUAUCUGGCUUUAUUGUUGUUCUUCACUGUAUUGGAAAAGUUUAUUUUACACAGGUAUUGUUUUGGCCAAGGACAUUUCAUUCAAUGUUGUAUUUUUCUUUUGGUUUUCUAGAAAUGUACCUUUUAGGGUCAGAAUUCGUCUUGCUCGUAAGAGAAAUGAAGAUGAAGACUCUAUUCACAAAUUGUAUACCCUUGUUACUCACGUUCCUGUUGCUACAUUCAAGGGUAAGUCUUUCAUUGUUUUAUAA